UCCUUCAAACGUCCACAUUCACAUCUGCACGCACGCACACACAACACUCCCUUGGUUCUGCUCUUUUCGUCAGCAUGAGUUAUCCACUGGUGAUUCUGCUCUGUGUGGGACUAUUGCACUUUACUACACUGUCUGCGAGGGCCGUCAUCAUGGAUAAAUUAGCAGACAGCAAGAUUUGCGGAGAUGCAGAAUGCUCCUAUGUUCUGUCCAUGGCCACAGCCUUGGAUGACUUCAUAGCUCCUGACUGCAGAUUCAUCAACAUCAAGAAGGGUCAGGUGGUUUAUGUGUAUUCUAAACUGAUACCAGAUGAGGGCGCCGGAGUCUUCUGGUCUGGAAGUGUUUACAGCGAGCGGUAUGUGGACCAGAUGGGCAUCAUUGGAUACUUCCCUGCAACUAUGGUGAAGGAGACGUACAAGUUUACAGAGGACGCAGUUAAGAUUCCCACAACUGGCAUGGACUUCUACUGUGAUUAAGGCAUGACAGACUGAAGCCUCUUUCCCCUCAAGUGUUGCGUUUAGCAGCUCUGGCUUUUCUAAAGGAGAAUAGACAGUUCCUCUCCUGAUCCGGGGUGCCAAACUAUGUUCCAUUACAUCCUGUGGUGUUGUCUCCAGCUGGACACUCUCAGCCCCUCUUAGUCCACAGUCUGACACCCCUGUUCUUGAGUGAGCUAAUCCUAUCUGUCUUGCUUUGUCUUAACAGAAAACUUUGCCCAAUAAACCUUUUUUUCA
Toxotes jaculatrix (banded archerfish) is the source of this 728-nucleotide messenger RNA. RefSeq names its product otoraplin-like. NCBI's taxonomy places the organism in Eukaryota, Metazoa, Chordata, Actinopteri, Toxotidae. The coding region runs from base 75 to 473 and encodes 132 amino acids. The record is from RefSeq and is a predicted model, not a curated record. Gene Ontology annotation, biological process: cartilage condensation. The transcript has 4 exons. Gene Ontology annotation, molecular function: protein binding.